GGGACAAAUUUCUUGAGGCAUAAAACCCGUUUUCCUUCAAGAAGCGUAAACCCAAAGCUUUGGUCAAAGUUCGUAAAUCGUAACUAAAAUUCCCAAUAAAACUUAUUAAUCGAAUUCGAAACCCUUUAUAUUUGUCUUUUGAACAUUCAUUCAAUUUUGUAUUUUGGUUUCCACCGCGUUUUCCUUUUUCAUUCCAUCUUCAAAAGCUUACUGAGAAGACAUGCGAGUAUGUUUGCGGACUAACAAAAUGGUUAUGGCGUUUUCAUCUCGAAUUUACCUCUUUUUCUUCACGCUUUUGCUUUCAGCAAUCUACUGCUCAAGCUUCGAUUCUUUUACUCAGUCGAUCAAUUUGGAGAAUUCACAACUCUCUAUCAAACCUCUUCCAUUGCGGGCUUAUACACCCAAAGACUAUAAAGAUGCAUUAUCAUGUGAGCGUGUUCAUUUUGUACCUCUCUCAAGACUUAAACUUGAGAGCUACGCUAGCUCAAUACGUCUUACAGUGGCACCUUCAGUAGUCAUUCCUGAGAGAUUACACAACAGAAUCCAGAUUUGCCUGCAUACGAAUGCUUCAGUUGGGAUGUGUCAGUGUGAAAAGGAUGCUUGGAAAUCCGUCUACAAGGGAAUAUGGAUUUCUAUGAUCUCUCCGUACGAGGACAAAUACGUUGAUGUGAAGUUUAUUGGUGAUGUUUCGGGUUCAGUCACAAUUUCAGUGGAUGAAGAAUUUCAACGCUGGCGUCUCAUAUGUCUUGCACUUGGAAUGGUUCUAUUAUUUGUUGCACCGAUUAUAAGUGGUUGGGUACCUUUUUAUUAUAGCAGUACAAUGGUGAUUGGGAUACUGCUUGUUGUGAUUAUCAUUCUGUUUCAGGGAAUGAAGCUAUUACCAACUGGUCGCAAAAAUUUCUUUUAUCUCACCAUAUAUGGGUCACUUUUGGGAGCAGGAUCGUUUCUCUUGCAUCAAUUUUCAAUGCUCGUAAAUUCAAUUCUAGUGAAUUUUGGCUUGAGUGAAGAGAUGCACAAUCCGGUUUCUAUUUUUCUACUGGUUGGCAUUGUUCUUGCCGGAGCUGCAUUGGGUUACUGGAUUGUGCGAAGAUUUGUCAUAUCUGAGGACGGAAGUGUCGAUGUUGGAAUUGCUCAAUUUGUUAAAUGGGCUAUGCGAAUAAUUGCAAGUACAUUUAUUCUUCAGGGCACUCCUGAUACUUUGUUCUCAUGGGGAACCGUGGUACUGUCUUGGUUGAUGUGCUCAACAAUCUCUUCUUUGAAGUGGCCUGAUUCUGGGAUUUGGGAUUUUCAUCGGAGCAACGCUAGAAAAGUGGAUCCUCAGUACAACCGCGCAGAGUUUCUUAGGAGAACUCUAAAAAAUAGUCCUCAAGGGAAGGUGCUGAGAUCUCCUAAUACUGACCUCAGCUGGUACAGAUCUCCUGUUGAAGCUGGCUCAGGUUUGACGCCAUCAUCCGCUCAUAGGAGAAUAAAUGCUCAAAAGCAUUAUUAUUCAACUUUCCACGGGAAGCCUAAGAGAAAGAUGACGAAGAAAGAGUGGGAAGACUUCACACAGGAAUCAACUCGACAAGCAAUGGAAGAAUUGACAUCUACCCCGGAAUUCAGGGAUUGGUUAAUAGACAAUGCAAACAGAGUACAACUUCGUGAUGAUGAUAGCUCGGAUGGAACAAUUGGCAGUGGUUCAGAUUCCACAGAUGAGACUAUUGUUGACGAUGGCCCUCGUCGGGGUUUAUUCAGUUGGUAGUUAUUGUUGAUGAUGUCGGGGUUUUAUUGAUGAGUGUAGGACUGUACAAACUAGGAAGUAAAGUGUACAACACAUUAGUUUGAGUGCAAUUAACAGGUGCAUAGGUUAGGACUAGGAGUUGAAUUCUUCUUUUAAUUGAUUUCAAGUUGUGUAGUUGAAACUGAUUUUAUCUAUACAACACCUUAUACCUGUUUGCUAUAAGGUGUAAAUGGAAAUUUAAUGAAAAUCUUAUCCUUAUUUUUUUUA
Amaranthus tricolor (Joseph's coat) is the source of this 1987-nucleotide messenger RNA. RefSeq lists its product as uncharacterized. NCBI's taxonomy places the organism in Eukaryota, Viridiplantae, Streptophyta, Magnoliopsida, Caryophyllales, Amaranthaceae. The coding region runs from base 221 to 1741 and encodes 506 amino acids. The record is from RefSeq and is a predicted model, not a curated record. The transcript has 10 exons.